Manihot esculenta (cassava) is the source of this 1691-nucleotide messenger RNA. RefSeq names its product berberine bridge enzyme-like 8. The transcript has a single exon. The record is from RefSeq and is a predicted model, not a curated record. Bases 9 to 1610 code for a protein of 533 amino acids. Gene Ontology annotation, molecular function: FAD binding; oxidoreductase activity. Lineage: Eukaryota; Viridiplantae; Streptophyta; Magnoliopsida; Malpighiales; Euphorbiaceae.
UAACAAUAAUGAAAAUGAUAGUAUCAACAUCUGCUUUCAUUCUUUCUUUGUUCCUUCUGCUCUCCCUUUCAGCAUCAGCUCAUGGUGAAACUGAAACUACUCUCCAAUGUCUUCUGCACCAUUCUCAUCCUUCCCAUCCAAUCUCCGAAGCAGUUUACACUGCAACCGACGUUUCGUACUCCUCUGUCUUGCAGUCUUAUAUUCGAAAUCUUCGAUUCAACAUGUCCACCACCCCAAAGCCUCUCUUUAUCCUCACUGCAUUGCAUGAAUCUCAUGUCCAAGCUGCCAUUGUUUGUGCUCGAAAGCAUGGCUUGCAAAUGAAAAUCAGAAGCGGAGGUCAUGACUACGAGGGUAUUUCUUAUGUCUCAGAAGUUCCCUUCUUUAUUCUCGACAUGUUUAAUCUGCGGAGAAUAAAUGUCGACGUGCAGAGCGAGACCGCUUGGGUUCAGGCUGGGGCAACUCUCGGUGAAGUUUACUAUAGAAUUGCUGAGAAAAGUAAAGUUCAUGGCUUUCCAGCUGGUGUUUGCCCUACAGUUGGCGUUGGAGGUCAUCUGAGUGGCGGUGGAUAUGGAAACAUGAUGAGAAAGUACGGACUUUCUGUCGAUAACAUCGUUGAUGCUCAGUUGGUGGAUGUCAAUGGCAGACUUCUUGACAGAAAAUCUAUGGGAGAAGAUCUUUUCUGGGCUAUAUCAGGUGGAGGAGGAGCUAGCUUUGGAGUAGUUCUCGCAUAUAAAAUAAAACUUGUUCGAGUUCCAGAAAUAGUAACUGUGUUCCGAGUUCGGAGAACUUUAGAACAGAACGCAACAGACAUUGUGUAUCAAUGGCAACAAGUUGCACAUAAGCUUGACGAAGAUCUCUUCAUCAGACUUACCCUAAAUGUCGUUAAUGGGAGUCGAAGUGGUGAAAAGACGAUAAGGGCUACAUUUCUAUCUCUGUUUCUUGGAGAUUCUGCGAGACUUGUUUCAUUGAUGAACUCAAGCUUUCCUGAACUUGGUUUGGUUCAAUCAGAUUGUAUCGAAAUGAGUUGGCUAGAAUCAGUCCUGUACUGGACAGAAUUCCAAAUCGGUACACCAACUACUGCUCUGCUCAGUCGAACACCUCAAGUAUUAACCCACUUGAAGAGGAAAUCAGAUUACGUUAAAAAACCAAUUCCAAAAGUUGGCCUGGAAGGAAUUUGGAAGAAAAUGAUGGAGUUGCAGGUGCCAGCGCUGACGUUCAACCCUUAUGGUGGGAAAAUGGCGCAAGUUCCUGCAAAAGCUACUCCAUUUCCUCAUCGAGCUGGGAAUUUAUGGAAGGUUCAGUAUAUGACAAACUGGAAUGAAGAAGGAACAGAGGCAGCAAAUAACAACAUAGAAUUGACGAGGAAGCUCUACAAUUAUAUGACUCCAUUUGUAUCCAAGAAUCCAAGGCAAGCAUUUCUUAACUAUAGAGAUCUUGAUUUGGGUAUCAACCAUAAUGGGAAGAAAAGCUACUCAGAAGGGAAAGUUUAUGGGAUCAAAUACUUCAAGGGUAAUUUCAAAAGGUUGGUGCAGAUCAAGACAAAGGUUGAUCCUGGCAAUUUCUUCAGGAAUGAACAGAGCAUCCCAGUUUUUCCAUAUUGGAAGAAAUAGGAUUUGCAGGGUGUUUGUUUUUAUGGAUUUAUAGUUAUGUGAUUGUUUGAAUUUGCACAUAAGCAAGUAUUGUUUGUUUGA